Columba livia (rock pigeon) is the source of this 1967-nucleotide messenger RNA. RefSeq names its product solute carrier family 7 member 9 (gene SLC7A9). Gene Ontology annotation, cellular component: membrane. Gene Ontology annotation, molecular function: neutral L-amino acid transmembrane transporter activity; L-cystine transmembrane transporter activity. The coding region runs from base 471 to 1952 and encodes 493 amino acids. The record is from RefSeq and is a predicted model, not a curated record. Gene Ontology annotation, biological process: amino acid transmembrane transport; L-cystine transport. The transcript is spliced from 14 exons. Lineage: Eukaryota; Metazoa; Chordata; Aves; Columbiformes; Columbidae.
CAGACAUGGACCUGUCUUGCCGUCUAACUGGCUGCUAAAUCUAAUGGAAGAAAUAAAGAGAAAUACGAUACAAAGAUUCCUGGAGCCUGAUUAACACCAAACAAUCAUAAAUAAAUAAGAACAAAACCUACAGUAGAAGACAUUCACCCUUAGUCAACAGCGAUUGGUGACUCUCCUUGAGGCAAAGAGCUGCUAAUUAGGCAAUUACCGGAGACAACUCUUGGUUUAGCAGAAACCUGCAUCUCCAAGGAAUUGAGGCAAGGCCUAAUUAUAGAAGAUCAAAAAGAAGGUCUCCUAGAUAAGAAAACAGACCAGCUUUUGGGAGAAAGAUUAAAUCUGUCUGGGCCUCUGGAGGAAUUCAAAGGAGGGACGAGCCACAAACCCCCCACUGUUCCAGUAAGAACAUCCGCUCCGGAUGUAACCUGAGAUACACGGACAUUCGCUGCCAGAGAUUUCGACAAGGAAACCAAAUGGGUGAAGAAAGCUUGAGGAAAAGAAAAGGAGAGGACAGUGGAGAAGAGGAUGGCCAGUCCAUACAGAGCGAUGAACCCCGAAAGACGAACCUACAAAAACAGGUGGGCCUCAUCAGCGGAAUCUGUAUGAUUGUUGGUACAAUCAUUGGCUCAGGUAUCUUUGUUUCUCCAAAAUCAGUUCUUGCCAACACUGGAGCUGUGGGGACUUGUUUAACCAUCUGGGCAGCCUGUGGAGUUCUGGCAACAUUAGGUGCGCUUUGCUUUGCUGAGCUCGGCACAAUGAUCACAAAAUCCGGGGGAGAAUAUCCUUACCUUAUGGAAGCAUUUGGCCCAAUUCCGGCAUUUUUGUUCUCUUGGACAAGCCUACUCGUCACAAAACCCAGUUCAUUCGCCAUCAUUUGUCUCAGCUUUGCUGAAUACGCAUCAGCUCCUUUUUAUCCAGGUUGUGAUCCACCCCAGGUUGUCAUCAAGUGCCUGGCAGCCGCUGCCAUUGUGAUAAUUACGAUAGUGAAUUCACUGAGUGUGAAGCUGGCAAGCUAUCUCCAGAAUCUUCUCACGGCCGCUAAAAUGAUCAUUGUCAUAAUCAUUAUUGUAAGUGGAAUUGUUCUCCUUGCACAAGGAAAAACGGAAAACUUUGAAGAUCCUUUCAAAGGCAGUAAAAUUUCUAUUAGUUCUAUCGGUCUGGCAUUUUAUAAUGGACUCUGGGCAUACGAUGGAUGGAAUCAACUCAAUUACAUCACAGAAGAACUUAAAAAACCUUACAGAAACCUACCGCUCUCUAUAAUUAUUGGAAUCCCCUUGGUUACAGUUUGUUACGUUCUGAUAAACAUUUCAUAUUUCACCGUAAUGACUUCAACAGAACUCCUGCAGUCCCAGGCAGUUGCUGUGACAUUUGGCGAUAGAAUCCUUUAUCCAGCCUCCUGGAUAGUUCCUCUCUUUGUGGCCUUUUCUACAAUUGGAUCUGCCAACGGGACCUGUUUUACUGCAGGCAGACUUGUUUAUGUUGCAGGUCGUGAAGGGCACAUGCUAAAGGUUCUAUCCUACAUCAGCGUUAAGCGUUUAACGCCAGCACCUGCUAUCAUAUUUUAUGGGACCGUUGCUAUUAUUUAUAUUAUCCCUGGUGACAUUAACACACUCAUAAAUUAUUUUAGUUUCGCGGUCUGGAUAUUUUAUGGUUCAACCAUACUUGGACUCAUUGUUAUGAGGUUUACCAAAAAGGAACUCAAGAGACCCAUCAGGAUACCCAUCGUCAUUCCAGUCUUAGUGACCAUAGUCUCCAUUUUACUGGUGUUGGCACCAAUCAUCAGCGCACCUGAACUGGCCUAUUUGUACUGUGUUUUAUUUAUACUUAGUGGACUUAUAGUUUAUGUACUUUUUGUUCAUUUUAAAUUCAGCUGGCCCCAAAAAAUAUCAAAGCCCAUCACGAUGCACCUUCAGAUGCUUUUGGAAGUUGUUCCAGCAGAAGAUGUUCCUGAAUAAAAUAUUUUCUAUGUA